Messenger RNA from Raphanus sativus (radish), 647 nucleotides. RefSeq names its product classical arabinogalactan protein 1. The record is from RefSeq and is a predicted model, not a curated record. The transcript has a single exon. Lineage: Eukaryota; Viridiplantae; Streptophyta; Magnoliopsida; Brassicales; Brassicaceae. Bases 80 to 460 code for a protein of 126 amino acids.
AACUUCGUAAAAACAUCAAAAGCAAUUAAGCAAACACACGAAAACAGCAAACUUCAAAUCUCUCUCUCUCUAUAUCAUAAUGGCUCUCUCAAAGUCUCUAGGGUUCCUUCUCCUCGCAGCUCUCUUCGUCUCCUUCACGGUGGCUCAAUCUCCGGCACCAGCACCAGCUCCUUCUAACGGAGGAAGGCGGAUCUCUCCGGCGCACUCACCUAAGAAGGCGUUGUCUCCUGCAACAGCUGUUUCCCCUACUCCUCAAACCGCACCAACUCCAGAUUUCACCUCCUCGCCUCCAUCGCCGCCUGCAGCGCACUCUCCUUCGGUUUCGCCCGCUGUUUCUCCGUCUACCAUCUCCGACUCUCCGGCUCAAGCUCCCGCUCCAGCAAGCGGCGCCGUUUCUAACAGCUACGCGGUCUUUGGAUCCGUCGCCAUUAUGUUAACCGCUGCCGUUUUGGCUAUGUAGGUUUCUUCUCGGCAUGGGUUUUUUAGAAUAAAUUAGGUAUUUAUUUUAUUUAAAAUAUUUGCAGAGAGAUGAUUCUUUUACUUUUUCUUUUUUCCUUUUUAUAUAUCGAAUAUUCGGAUUACUAUUUGUUUCUCAUUUUUGUUGAUCUUAUAAUACAUAUUAAUAUAUGAGUUUAUCAGAUUAUUAA